AAAACUAAUGUGUGCGACCGUGCUAAUUGCCAUAGACUAGCUGGCAGCCGGUUAGCCUGCAGGCAAAUGAUUUUUGAACGUUUUUGAUUGACGUGACGUUUGUCAAAAAUCUUUUCCUUUUCAGCUCAGCCAAAAGAUGGGUAUUAGCCGUGAUCAUUGGCAUAAGCGGAGGGCUACGGGAGGCAAACGCGCUCCCAUCCGCAAGAAGAGGAAGUACGAGUUAGGGCGCCCUGCUGCUAACACCAAGCUUGGUUCUCAGCGCAUCCACUUGGUUCGCUCCCGUGGGGGCAAUACUAAAUAUCGCGCUCUGCGAUUGGAUACUGGAAACUUCGCAUGGGGUUCAGAAUGUGCCACUCGUAAGACCCGCAUCAUUGAUGUAGUAUACAAUGCCUCUAACAAUGAGUUGGUGCGUACCAAGACUCUGGUAAAGAAUGCUAUUGUUGUGGUUGAUGCCACACCAUUCAGGCAGUGGUAUGAGUCCCACUAUCUCUUACCACUUGGCAGGAAGAAGGGAGCAAAAUUGACUGAGGCAGAGGAUGCUAUCAUCAACAAAAAGCGCAGUAAGAAGACCGCAAAGAAAUAUGUAUCAAGGCAGCGCCUUUCCAAAGUAGAAGCCGCUCUUGAAGAACAAUUCCACACUGGUCGUUUAUUAGCAUGCGUGUCAAGUCGGCCCGGCCAGUGCGGCCGCUCUGACGGGUACGUGCUCGAGGGUAAGGAGCUGGAGUUCUACCUGAGAAAGAUCAAGUCCAAGAGGGCGAAGUAAAAGUGUAAUGUAAAAUAAACAUAAAAAAAUCUCA
Molecule: messenger RNA, 797 nt
Organism: Plodia interpunctella (Indianmeal moth)
Lineage: Eukaryota; Metazoa; Arthropoda; Insecta; Lepidoptera; Pyralidae
Gene: RpS8
Product: Ribosomal protein S8
Exons: 6
Coding region: 137-763 (208 amino acids)
Biological process (GO): maturation of SSU-rRNA from tricistronic rRNA transcript (SSU-rRNA, 5.8S rRNA, LSU-rRNA); translation
Cellular component (GO): cytosolic small ribosomal subunit; ribosome
Molecular function (GO): structural constituent of ribosome
Source: RefSeq, a predicted model, not a curated record